Molecule: messenger RNA, 2063 nt
Organism: Thunnus maccoyii (southern bluefin tuna)
Lineage: Eukaryota; Metazoa; Chordata; Actinopteri; Scombriformes; Scombridae
Gene: tmem35
Product: transmembrane protein 35
Exons: 2
Coding region: 316-954 (212 amino acids)
Biological process (GO): positive regulation of protein localization to cell surface; chaperone-mediated protein complex assembly
Cellular component (GO): endoplasmic reticulum
Molecular function (GO): acetylcholine receptor regulator activity
Source: RefSeq, a predicted model, not a curated record
AAGCUCACUAAUUAAUAAUUCAUUUUCACUUGUUUGAAUCCUACAAAAACCAGUGUUCUGCAGUAAAUUAUAAGUGGGACUAUAUUUUACUUGCCCCAAAAUGUCAAACAGUUCGUCUGAGCCUCUUAUCGUAUUAUAAAUGUUGCUUUCUUGGUGCGUAAUGCCAAACAAACUUAACACAGUAAGUCCCCAGCUUUUGGGGCCUCAGCCUGGGAGAUAAUGUAUGGUUGUACUGUAACAGCUUCCUACUGUCAAGCUCCUGUUAUUGAUAGGAGAUGUGAUGUGUAAUGAAUAUGCAGAGGUGUGUUUAGAGUUAUGGAUGCGGCUCAGCAGAGAGGAGGGACCAACGCGUCGCCAUUUCUGUGGUUCAUCCAGAAGCCCUUCCCCCUGGUGCGUCUUCACCGGGAAACCAUCCGACUUUCAUUCAAUUCAGCGGGACGCAACUGGCUGUAUGCACGGUGCCGAAAUAUGGCCUCACCAAGGACAAUAACUAUUGUGGCCCUUUCCUUUGCCCUCGGUUUGUUUUUCGUCUUUAUGGGAACCAUUAAACUCACUCCGAGACUAAGCAAAGAUGCAUAUAGUGAAAUGAAAAGGGCAUACAAGAGCUAUGCCAAAGCACUGCCGGGCCUAAAGAAGAUCGGUAUCAGCUCAGUCCUGCUUCGUAAGAUCAUUGGCUCCCUGGAGGUGGGCUGCGGGGUGGUGCUCACCCUGGUGCCGGGCAGGCCGAAAGACGUGGCCAACUUCUUGCUGCUACUGGUCAUGCUGGCCGUCCUCUUCUUCCACCAGCUAGUAGGAGACCCCCUGAAGCGCUAUGCCCACGCUCUAGUCUUUGGCAUUCUGCUCACCUGCCGACUGCUCAUUGCUCGCCAGAGUGAUGACCGGCCGGAGAGGGAGGACAGCAGGGAAGAACAGCACAUCAAUGACCAGGAAAAGAAUAAGGUCAAGCAGUCUUAAGCUCCUCUUUCACUUUGGUCCAAGCCACACAGUGAAGGGAACCUGGUGCGCCGGUAUGGAUUGUAGUUAUUCAUAUUUGGAAGGAAACAGUCACUCCCAGUAAUAACACCUGUCACACACAUCCUCCGUCCCAUCCAGCUGGCUGACUGACAACUCUCACCUACUCCUCUGCACUCUUGUGAAACUGAGAACUCUUGUUCCAAACAUCCUCUACAUAACCGUGGACAAUCAUACCUGUGGAAACUCUGAUGAGCUCAGCUCAUUGUCGCACCAGUUGAUCCAUUUCCCCCUUUUUGUCCCUAUUUAUUUCAUUCCUAAAGUGUGUUAAAUGUGUUUUUGUGUUUUUUGUUUUAACUUGAGUAUGAAUUUCAUUUAGGCUACAAGUUGAUUUGAGAAUGCUUUUUUUCAUGGAAGAAUCUUUGUAGCUUGUUUUUCUAAUUUGUUUUUAUACUGUAGGUAGGAGAGACUGAUGAUUUAAAUAGUUCGAGCAUGUUUCAUUUGGUCAAGAGUAUAAAUCAUAAACCAAAAUGAGCACUGUUGAAAGAUUUUUGUACUAAUUAAAACUGGUAUUCAUUACAUAUCCACGUCUUAUGUUGGUGCAGUAUUAGAAAAGUAAUAUUUUACAAAGAAAAAAAUCAAUCCUAGGAAACUUCAUUUUUUCAUCUUGGUAAGUUUUUGCAGAACUGCGCAUGAAAUCCUUCUUCCCAAAGUAACAUAAGCUGAAAAUCCUCUUUCUCCUUUCAGUUCAGUUAGCACAGUGAAGUUUUUUAUCUGGGAAGGACAGCGGAUGCUGCCUCAGGUGUCUGCUGCAAGCUUGUACAGCAGAACAUCAACAAAAUAAUAAAAAAAAAAAAGUCUUUUUGCCUGUUACAAAUGGAUUUUUCCCUUUUGUAAUGCACAGUUAAAGUCGUAAACUUAUCCACUGUCUCUGUAACUUUUUGCUCAUCUGUUUGGUUUCUUUCUCUCUAAAGAUGUGAAAAGCUUUCCUCCUUCAGUUUUGGUUGGGGGAUCAGAUCUCAGUUGAAAAUGCUGUCAGUUCGUUUUGAGAAUCACAAUAUUUCUGUAAAUGAUAAACUUAAAAUAAAGAAUUGGAGGUGAGACUGAUUAAA